AUGAAGUCUACCGUCUUCCUCAUCCUUUCCCUGCUCCUCAUUCGGGUGAAGCAAGCAUCUGGAAAGAAACUCCUCGUUGCUGUUAAAGGACAAGAAGCUUCGCAAGGUCAAGUUUGGACCACAGGACAGGAGCCUGUGGAAGAAGAAUUUGUAGUUCAACAUAAAGAUCCCAUGAUCGGUCACAUUUGGGUCGAUGGACAAGAUUUCGUGGAAGAAGCAGUUUCACUUAAAGGUCUCAGUUCUGUGAAAGGUCGCAUGCGAGUCAAAGGACAAGCUCUCAUUGGAGAAGCGGUUUCCGUUAAAAGUCUCAGCCCUGUGAAAGGUCACAUGAAGGUCAAAGGACAAACUCUCAUGGGAAAAGCAGUUUCCAUUAAAGGUCAUGGUUCUUUGAAAAGUCGCAUGCAGGUCAAAGGACAAGAUCUCAUGGGAGAAGAAUUUUUAGUUCAAGGCACUGAUCCAGUGAUCAGUCACAUUUGGGUCAAUGGACAAGAUUUUGUGGAAAAGCCAGUUUCAGUUAAACGUCUUGGUGUGGUAAAAGGCCAAGGUUACCUGAAAGGUCAGGGUUCUCUGAAAGGUCACCUACAGAUCAGAGGACAAGAUUCCAUGGAAGAAGUAGUUUCAGUUAAAGCUCUCCAGCCUGUGAAAGGUCACAUGCAGGUCAAAGGACAAGAUCUCACAGGAGAACAAUUUUUAGUUCAAGGUAAAGAUCCAAUGAUCAGUCACAUUUGGGUAGAUGGACAAGAUUUUGUGGAAGAAGCAGUUUUAGUUAAAGGCCUGAGUCCUGUGAAAGGUCACAUGCAGGUCCAAGGACAAGAUCUCUUGGGAGAAACAGUGCCAGUUAAAGGUGUAGGUGCUGUUAAAGGUUCUGGUUUUCUAAAACGUCGGGGUUCUCUGAAAGGUCAAGGCACCUUGAAAGGUCAAAUGCAGGUCAAAGGACAAGAUCUUACACGAGAAGAAUUUUUAGUUCAAGGUAAAGAGCCAGUGGUUAGUCAGAUUUGGGUUGGUAGACAAGAUUUUGUGGAAAAGCCAGUUUCAGUUAAAGGCCUUCAUCCUGUCAAAGGUCGAGGUUCUCUAAAAGGUCAAAGUUCUCUGAAAGGUCAAGGUUCUCUGAAAGGUCGGGGUUCUCUAAAAGGUCGAGGUUCUCUGAAAGGUCGGGGUUCUCUAAAAGUGAAAGGACAAGAUCUCCUGGAUGAAGCAGUUUCAGUUAAAGGCCUCCAUCCUGUGAAAGGUGGUGCACAGGUCCAAGGACAAGACCUCCUGCAAGAAGAAUUGUUAGUUCAACGUACAGAUCCAAUGAUCCAUCAAGUCUGGGUUGACGGACAAGAUUUUGUGGAAGAAGCAGUUCCAGUUAAAGGUCCUGUGAAAGGUCACAUGCAGGUCCAAGGACAAGAUCUCUUGGGAGAAACAGCUUCAGUUAAAGGUGCUGGUGCAGUGAAAGGCCAAGGUUACCUGAAAGAUCGGGGUUCUCUGAAAGGUAGAGGUUCUUUGAAAGAUCACCUACAGAUGAAAGGACAAGAUCUCUUGGAUGAAGCAGUUUCAGUUAAAGGUCUCCAUCCUGUGAAAGGCGGAGCACAGGUCCAAGGACAAGACCUUCUGGGAGAAGCAGUUUCAGUUAAAGGUCUCAGUCCCAUGAAAGGUAGCACACAAGUCCAAGGACAAGACCUCCUGGGAGAAGCAGUUUCAUUUCAAGGUCUUGGUCCCAUGAAAGUUGGCAUGGGACUCAAAAAACAAUAUCUCAUACCACAAGCAGUUUCUGUUAAAGGUUCUAGUCCUAUGAAAGGUCUUAUGCAGCUCAAAGGACAAGGCAUCAUGAGAGAAGCAAUUGCAGUUAAAGGUCUCAGUUCUGUAAAAGGGCAAAUGCAGGUCAAAGGGCAAAAUCUCAUGGAAGUAGUUGCAGUUAAAACAGUCAGUUCUGUGAAAGGUCAUAUACAGGUCACAGGGCAAGAUCCCAUGGGAGACUUUUUAAGUCAACAUAAAGAUCCCAUGAUCGGUCACAUUUGGGUGACAGGACAAGAUUUCAUGCAAGAAUCAGUUUCCCUUAAAGGUCCUGGUUCUGUGAAAGGUCAAAUGCGGGUCAAAGGACAAAAUUUCAUUGGAGAAGCAGUUUCUGUUAAAGGGCUUGGUUCUGUGAAAGAUCAUAUGCAAGUUAAAGGACAAGAUUUCAUUGGAGAAGCAGUUUCAGUUGAAGGUCUUGAUUCUGUUAAAGGUCAAAUGAGGGUCAAAGGACAAAAGUUCAUUGGAGAAGCAGUUUCUAUUAAAGGUCUUGGUUCUGUGAAAGAUCACGUGCAGUUCAAAGGACAAGAUUUCAUUGGAGAAGCAGUUUCAGUUAAAGGUCUCGAUCCUGUGAAAGGCCUUAUGCAGAUCAAAGGACAAGAUCUCCUGAACAAAGCAGUUUCAGUUAAAGGUCUCAGUCCUGUGAACGAUGGCAUGCAGGUCAAAGGACAAGACCUUCAACAAGAAGCAAUUCCAGUCAAAGGUGUGGGUUCUGGGAAAGGUGGAAUGCAGGUCAAAGGACAAGAUCUCCUGGAUGAAGCAGUUUCAAUUAAAGAUCUCAGGCCUGCGAAAGGUGGCAUACAGAUCAAAGGACAAGAAUCCCUGGGAGAAGCAGUUUCAGUCAAAGGUCUUGGUUCUGUGAAAGGUCACAUGCAGGUUAAAGGACAAGAUCUUCUAGAAGAAGCAGUUUCAAUUAAAGGGCUGGGUGCUGUGAAAGGUCGCAUGCAGGUCAAAGGACAAGAUUUCCAGGAUGCAGCAGUUACAGUUAAAGCUCCUGGUUCUGUCAAAGGUCGGGGUUCUUCAAGAGGUCGAGGUUCUCUCAAAGGUCCCAUGCAGAUCAAAGGACAAGAUUCCAUGAAAGAAGCAGUUUCGGCACAAGGUCUAAGUUCUGUGAAAAAUCAUAUGCAAAGUAAAGGACAAAAUACCAUGGAAAAAACAGUUUUAAUUAAAGAUCAAGAUCUUAUGAAAAGUCACAUGCAAUUUAAAGGACAAAAUCACAUGGAAGAACAAGAAGCAUUUAAAGGCCAAGAAACAUUCAAAGGGCAAAGUUUCAGUAAACCUGGCACCUGCCCCGACAUUGUGGCACAAUGCACAUAUACAAGUUAUCCCAAUAAGUGUGGGAGUGAUGUUGAGUGCCCAGGGACCAUGAAGUGCUGUUUGGGUAUGUGCGGGAUGGAGUGCUUGAUCCCCGAGUGAGGUGAGCACAGGCUGGAAGAAGAGGGGACCCCUACCAAUACAGAAGAGGGUUGAGUGGUGGGGAGUAAU
Messenger RNA from Chinchilla lanigera (long-tailed chinchilla), 3258 nucleotides. RefSeq lists its product as uncharacterized. Gene Ontology annotation, molecular function: peptidase inhibitor activity. The transcript has 3 exons. NCBI's taxonomy places the organism in Eukaryota, Metazoa, Chordata, Mammalia, Rodentia, Chinchillidae. Gene Ontology annotation, cellular component: extracellular region. The record is from RefSeq and is a predicted model, not a curated record. The coding region runs from base 1 to 3189 and encodes 1062 amino acids.